AUGUAUGCCAGGUUGGUCUGUUCGUGUCUGUGGAUCCAGUCAGUUUUAACAUUGGCAGAUUCUAACCUGCACUCAAAAUUCAAGGAAUUCGAUGAGCUGGCACCAGAUAAUUUUACCGUGGUUGUAAAAAGAAAUGUCGUUUCUGGACAAGUAAAUAUGAAAAUAGUGACUUUCUCCGCGCUGAGAAAAUAUUUUGUUCUGCAUCUCGUGCCCGGGUCACCAGUUUUACGGAAAGAUUUCCAGGCCCACAUGGUGGACGGUGACGGAAGAAUAACCCCGGUCCACGUCGAUCAGCAAAUAUUCUAUACUGGCUAUCUUAACGGCAACCCACAGCACAGUGUGGAUGCUGUACAUACGGAUGACGUGUGGAUAGCUCAGAUUCACAGCCCAGACGAUGUGUAUUCCAUUGAGCCACUCACUCAUCACGUACCAGACUCGCCUGCCACUUUAAUGCUCAUCUUUAAACAGCGAGAUUUUAAUAGUUCAAUCUUCAAUGGCUACAGCCAUGAGAAUGCCACCUUACAGCCUUUCUGUGAGGAAGUGCAGUAUAAACAACACCCGUUGUCAGAUUCGCUGGCAGUUAAACAAAGAAGCCACAUCAAGAAUAAUACUUUAACAAAAUCAAACCCAUAUACAAGAAAUAUUACAAACAGCGACAGCCACGUUGGUCAUCCUUUAACAAACAGUAUAUAUUGGGACAAUUUUAAUUCAGAAACAUACUUGUCCAUAGAUAAUCAGUUUAAAAUUCAGUACAAGGAAUAUGAAGAUCGUUGGAGGAGAUCAAAUACAAAACGUGACACUCCCGUGUACGAUACGUGUGAAAUGCUUGUCAUUGCAGAUUUUGAAACCUACAGAGGUAUGGGACGAAGCAAUAUCCUCCGGAUGAUAUCGAUUCUUGUCUAUCUCUACCAGUCGGUAGAUCGAAUAUACAGAGACACGAUAUUUGAUAGUUUCACAAACCUGGGAAUCGUUAUUGCUGGGUUAAUUGUACACACCGAGUACACCAAUAUCAGCAAUCACUAUAACAUGCCCAACAACAGAAUGACAAUCGGAAAUACGCUCUUUUCCUUGUUCAGGGUAAAAAACUUGACCAACUAUUGUCUGGCACAUUUGACCACGCAGAGAAACUUCGCCGGAACUAUGGGGACUGCCACCACAGGUUCUCCAAAUGCUCGUCUCUGGGGCAAUGGAAUCUGCGCGGGAACCGUCAGUGACGCCAGAAACGUUGGACUCAGUACGCCGAUGUUCUCAGAAAACCUUGUCCUACCAGUAGCUAGGUAUCUGCUGGUGCUUGCCCAUGAGAUUGGGCACAACUGGGGAUCUAUUCAUGACCCUGAGGACAACCCCCUGUGCAACCCUUCCAGCCAGAAUGGAGAAGCCUACAUGAUGUCGGCCAUAGCUGCUCUUGCAGCCUCUCCUAACGCCAGAACAUUCUCACCUUGUUCGAGGCAGCAAAUUGCCAAUGUGUUAAAUGUGAAAGCCCAUUUCUGUUUCAAGCCUCGUAGCCUUGCCGAGGAAGUGUGUGGCAACAACAUCGUUGAGCCUGAAGAAGACUGCGAUGCUGGAUACCUGAUGAACGACCCUUGCUGUAUCAAGCGCUGCAGAUUCAAAGACAAGGCAGUCUGCUCUCCGUUCAAUCAUCCAUGCUGUACUAACUCAUGUCAGAUAGCGCCCCCGUCGCAGAAAUGCUUCGUUGAUAUCCAAGAUUGUCUUGAAGAUGCAUUUUGUUCGGGCACCGAGUCUCAUACUUGUCCUGAACCACAACCUCUGCCGAACGACUCCCCCUGUCAAAGUCUGGGUAGAUGCUGGCACGGGAAAUGCGUGUCCUUCUGUGAGCGGUUAGGCUUCAGUUACGAGCCUACUCGUCGUCUGCUCGAUUGUUCUUGUGACGAAGACCGUACAACAAUGUGCGAGCACUGCUGCAUGGACGUGGGGAAUGAACAAGGAUGUACCAAAAUGGGAGGGUCCAAAAUAGAUGGCACGCCAUGUCUGAGAGGCGUUUGUGUUAAGGGCGUUUGUGUGGACAGACAAAUGGAUGAUACUUUUGUUGACGUCGAGAAAGCAGUUUAUUCAAAUGGUUCAAAGGAUGCACAAGAGCCAGGACGUCUCGAUGAUGUACUUCUAUUUGGUACUGCUGUCUGUCUUGGAUGGUUAAUGGCGAUUCUUUAG
Molecule: messenger RNA, 2169 nt
Organism: Candidula unifasciata
Lineage: Eukaryota; Metazoa; Mollusca; Gastropoda; Stylommatophora; Geomitridae
Source: the annotation of a GenBank genome assembly